Maniola jurtina (meadow brown) is the source of this 2156-nucleotide messenger RNA. RefSeq names its product vacuolar protein sorting-associated protein 33B (gene Vps33B). Bases 128 to 2062 code for a protein of 644 amino acids. Gene Ontology annotation, biological process: intracellular protein transport; vesicle-mediated transport. NCBI's taxonomy places the organism in Eukaryota, Metazoa, Arthropoda, Insecta, Lepidoptera, Nymphalidae. The record is from RefSeq and is a predicted model, not a curated record. Gene Ontology annotation, cellular component: CORVET complex; lysosome. The transcript has 2 exons.
AAAACUUGCCAUUUGCCAAAAAAUUAUGACUUGAGGACUUGAGAUGUCGCUCUCUUAUUUUGUAAAUAUUUUGGUUUUGUAAAAAGCGAAAAUUAAGUAAAGUGUAGCAAAAGAAAAGCAUAAAACAAUGGAUCAGCCGCUUAGUUUGAAGCUAGCGUCUCUAUGCCUGAUAUCUCAGCACAAAUUACAGAAUAUCUUGUCUCAAUGUGGCGACAAGGUGGACUUGAUCAUCGAUCCUUCGCUUAUUAAGCCUUUGGAAAGGAUUUGUGGUGUUACCUGGCUUAGGCAACAUGGAGUUGAUAAAAUAUACAAAAUGGAUCCUCAACUUGGCGCAACAGCAAACACAGUCAGGGUUUACUUCAUACCAGCAUGUAUACAGAAAUACAAAUGUGUUCUGGACCAGAUCUCAUCAGUCCUCAGCCAUACCCCUUCCCUAGCCGAUGCUAAAUGCUUCAAUAUCAUUAUUGUACCCAAAGUAGUAAGCUCAUAUGACUCUAUAUUAGAAAAUAGGGGUCUAUAUGAUAUUGUAAAGUUGUAUGCUUUUGCUUGGGAACUAAUGCCCCUAGAUGACCAACUACUUAGCUUAGAACUACCUUUUUUAUAUAAGCAAUUAUUUGUUGAACAAAACCAUUCUUUAUUGUCAAGUAUUUCUAUGUCGUUAUGGAGUUUAUUCCACGUCACUGGUCAACCAAAAUGUAUAUUAUCAUUAGGAAAGUUAUCUGCUAGAGUCUUGGAUAUACUAGAAGUGUAUAAAGAGAGUUAUUCAAGAGAUUUCCUAAAUACUAACUCAUCCCAGGAUAUAGGAUCCUUGAUUAUAAUUGAUAGGGACCAAGAUUAUCCUUCAAGUUUACUAACUCCUGCAACAUAUAGUGGAUUACUGAGUGAAAUAUUUAACAUAACCUGUGGUCAACUAGAACUGAAUGUGAAAGAAACAAAACUAAAGAAAGGAAAACUCAAUUUAGUAACCAUGGAAGAAACACCAUCAAAAAAUACAUCUAUGAUGUUAGAUAGUUCUUUAGAUAAUCUGUAUGGAGAGAUAAAACAUAGACAUUUCUCUGAAGUCCUAAGCGUAUUGAGUUCCAAAGCAAAACUACUGAAAAACGAGGAUAUUAAAGCAUUAGGAAUACAAGAAAUGAAACAUUAUGUUGCAACAAAAUUGCAGCAAGUUACUUUAUUUAAACAGAAUUUAGUCAACCAUGUUAUGGCAAGUGAAACUAUUCUAUCAGAAAUGAACAAUAAGUUUGAAAACGUAACUUUUACUGAAAGUGAAAUGUUGAACAAUAGAAAUAAGAAAUCUAACUUUACUUAUAUAGAUGAGAACUUUGGCACGGAUAUACACAUGUACAACAGUUUACGUCUUAUGUGUUUAUUGAGUCUAACUCAAGGAUUAUCUUAUGAAGAAUACAAUUCUUUAGUUAAUAAGUAUUUGCUAGCAUUUGGUUACAAGUUUUUAUAUGUUUUCAACAACUUAGUAACCGCUGGUUUAUUAGUGCAACCGUCUAGUCCUAAACUGUCUUUAUCGAAUUUAGGUAACCUGAGUGAAAGAUUGCCCAAAUGGCAGAAUGAAUUUCAAACUACAGCUGGCAAAUUGAAACAACUACCUUCAAAAUCGGAUGAUGGGAAGUCACCAAGCUAUGUAUUCAACGGUGGUUAUGUCCCAUUGGUUGCAGUUUUAUGUAAUGCAUUGCUUACAUCCGAAUCUCUAUUGGAAGUUUUAUCAAAACUAUCAGCACUUAAUGAUUUAAAAGUUGGUGGUGCGGUAAUCGGACAAUUGAAAGAUGGUCUUGAAACUUUAGACGAAAAGUUAUCUAAUCUAAAUAUCAAUAGCAGUUUGGACUUUGGUUGUAAGAAUGCAAAGUCGUUGUUAAAAUCAAUGAAGAGUGAUAAUAAAGUGAGUGGGUUUUCUGUAAAGCCGAGGACUAUUCUGGUUUUCAUGAUUGGUGGAGUUACUUAUGCUGAGGUAGCUGCGUGUGACGUCAUACAAACUGCGACGGGCAGUAAGAUUAUUAUAGCUAGCGACUGUGUUGCGAGUGGUAGUGAUUUGAUGAUUGCUAAUACUUGAAAAUGUGUGAACAGAUUGUAUUAAAAACUAAGAUUCUCAUUAUUUAUAAUAAUUUAUAUCUACUAAGUCAAAUUUUAUUAAAAAUUACUUUUAU